AUGGUUAUCUUGGGAGGGCCACAUAUUGCAGGAGAGAAAAAUAAUGCCCAAAAGAGGUACGUGAAGGAAGUGAAGAAUGAGCAAUCUGCCUUUGCCCCAGAACCUUCCAAGAAAGUAAAGACUGAAGAUCCUCCGAUUAUAUUUUUAGAGGAAGAUGAAAAGAACGCGAGGGAAACACUGAAGAAGAUGGGGCUUGAAAAAGCUAAAUUAAGACCUUGCAUGGUAAAUCUUCGCGGAUUUACUGGUGACAACGUCACUAGUCAAGGAAUAAUUGAGCUUCCAUUAACUCUGGGCAAAGCACCAUUAUCCAGCACAAUAAUGCAAGAUUUUUUGGUUGUCGGCCUGCCAUCGACUUACAAUAUACUACUGGGUCGACCAGCAUUAAUCAGACUAGGGGUAGUUAGUUCGAUUAAGCACUUAUCCCUGAAGUUUCAAACACCAGUGGGUGUGGGAGUAGUGCGAGGUGAUCAAAUGCUGGCUCGCAAAUGCUAUCACAUAGAGCUGCAGCACAGGAUAGCUGGUCACCAAUUAAUGGCAGUCUUGACUGAAGAAGGCAAGAAGAAGGAUGAAGAUCUUGAUCCUAGGGUUCAAGAUGAAAGAAAUUUAUGGAAACCAAUUGAGGAGCUGGAAGAGGUUGUUCUGGACCCAGGAAAUCCCAUGAAGUGUGUUUACAUUGGGAAGAACCUAGAUGAGAAAUUGAAAUAG
Messenger RNA from Cannabis sativa, 705 nucleotides. RefSeq lists its product as uncharacterized. Lineage: Eukaryota; Viridiplantae; Streptophyta; Magnoliopsida; Rosales; Cannabaceae. The coding region runs from base 1 to 705 and encodes 234 amino acids. The record is from RefSeq and is a predicted model, not a curated record. The transcript has 2 exons.